This is a messenger RNA of Malaclemys terrapin pileata, 1282 nucleotides long. RefSeq names its product hes family bHLH transcription factor 1 (gene HES1). The coding region runs from base 117 to 1043 and encodes 308 amino acids. Lineage: Eukaryota; Metazoa; Chordata; Testudines; Emydidae. The record is from RefSeq and is a predicted model, not a curated record. Gene Ontology annotation, molecular function: RNA polymerase II cis-regulatory region sequence-specific DNA binding; DNA-binding transcription factor activity, RNA polymerase II-specific; protein dimerization activity. Gene Ontology annotation, biological process: regulation of transcription by RNA polymerase II; anterior/posterior pattern specification; negative regulation of neuron differentiation. Gene Ontology annotation, cellular component: nucleus. The transcript is spliced from 3 exons.
AGGGACACCGGGGGACUCGCUCCGCCGGCAGCCGCCUCGCCUGACCCGGGGCUGCAGCCCGAGCGCCUGCGGCAGGGUCGCGUCCAGCCCGGGGCGGUGCACGGCGCUGCGGGAAGAUGCCCGCUGACAUGAUGGAGAAAAACUCCUCCCCGGUCGCGGCGACCCCGGCCAGCGUCAGCGCGACGCCGGACAAACCCAAGACCGCGUCCGAGCACCGCAAGUCCUCCAAGCCCAUCAUGGAGAAGCGGCGGCGGGCGAGGAUCAACGAGAGCUUGAGCCAGCUGAAAACCCUCAUCCUGGACGCGCUCAAGAAAGACGUGAGUGGGGCUGUGCCGCGGGGGCGGCGGCGGGUGCGGGGGGCCCCCCGCAGGCUCGCCGGGAGCUCUCAUGUCUCUCUCCCCGCAGAGCUCGCGGCACUCCAAGCUGGAGAAGGCCGAUAUCCUGGAGAUGACCGUGAAGCAUCUCCGGAGCCUGCAGCGCGCCCAGAUGACGGCUGCUCUCAGCACAGAUCCCACGGUGCUGGGCAAGUACCGGGCCGGCUUCAGCGAGUGCAUGAACGAGGUGACCCGCUUCCUCUCCACCUGCGAGGGGGUGAACACCGAGGUGCGCACCCGUCUCCUAGGUCACCUGGCCAGCUGCAUGACCCAGAUCAACGCCAUGAACUACCCGGCGCAGCCACCGCCACUGCCCCCACCCGGGGCUCCACACGCCUCCUUCGGGCAGCCGCUGGUGCAGAUCCCCGCAGGGGCAGCGCCCCCAGGCGGCGGAGUGGUGCCGCUCAGCGGGAUGCCUUGCAAGUUGGGGAGCCCGGCGGGGGAGGCCACCAAGGUGUACGGUGGCUUCCAGCUGGUGCCUGCCUCGGACGGCCAGUUCGCCUUUCUCAUCCCCAACACCUUCGCGCCUGGCGGGGCCGUGGUGCCAUUGUAUCCCAACGGCGGGCCGGGCUCUGGGGGCCCCGCCGGCGGGCCUUCGCUCACAGCGGACUCUGUGUGGCGGCCCUGGUGAGCGGGACUCUGGACUGUCCCGGCCAGACGACAGACUGACAGGCCCACGUGCGGCGGGCUGCGCGCGGGGCCCCCGUACCCUGGCUGUAUCAUUACCUGUUCAUAUUGGAUUGUGCCUCUGUACUAUAGCCCCUCCGCUGGGUGGGCCACUCGUGUUUUCCAUGAGAGCUCCCUUGCGCCCCCCUCCCCCUUUUUUAAUGUGACACCAAAGAUCCUGUCUGAAUGCUCUUACAAUACAAUAAAUGCCUCACUUCCUUGGAGAAGUUAUUUGACAAUAA